AUGUCCAGCCCAGAUGAUUUCGAAACUGCACCAGCUGAGUUUGUUGAUGCUUUGGAUCCGAGCAUGGUCGCCGCUGAUAAUGAUCCUACCCCAAUCUCUGCGCCAUCGGAUUCUGCCGCUGAUGUGAAAACUAGUCAAGACGUAGAGAACACUGCGGCUAUCGAGGAUAAAGCUACCGAGACGGAGGGCCAGGUAGAGAGAGAGGAGAAGGUCGGUGAUACCACUGAAACUGUUUUGGCGACCGCCACAUCUGCUGUUGUUGAUGCCGCCGGUGCCGAUAUUCCAGAAACGACAACUUCGGCUGCUGCUGACGUUGAUGCUGACGUUGAUGCUGAAGCUGACGUUGAUGCUGAUGCUGCUGCUACAGACGAGAAGAAGGAACAAGAAAAUGCCCCUCCUCUGCUGCACAUGAAGUUCUACCUCAAUCGUGACGCGGAUGCGCAUGAUUCUUUAAAUGACGUAGAUCAAUUGGCGCGUCUGAUCAAGGCAAAUGGUGGUGAAGUAUUGGACACCAGGCCAAGAGAAUCAAAGGAGAACGUUUUCAUUGUAUCCCCUUACAAUCAUACCAACCUACCAACGGUGACCCCAACCUAUAUCAAGGCCUGUUGUCAAAGCAACUCGUUGCUAAACAUGGAAAAUUACUUGGUCCCUUACGAUAACUUUAGAGAAGUCGUCGAUAGCAGGUUACAGGACGAGCCCCAGUCUAGUGGCAGAACCGACAGUAACAGCAACGAUCCUACUGUGCCCAAAACUGAAAGAGUCUCUGAAAAUGCUGAAAAUUCCGCCGAAGAAUCAAGCAAGGGCAAGGUAAUGGUGGACGCGGAGCAACAGGCUAGGCUGCAAGAACAAGCACAAUUACUUCGCCAACACGUAAGUAGUAGCACAUCAAUGGGAGGCGACGGUAAUAGUGACUUGGUUCAAAUCGAACAGCCUCAGACAGACGCCUCGAAUAAUAAUAAUGUUGACGAUGGAGACAACGAUUUAGCGACACAAGAUAACAAUGUACAGGGAGAUGAUGAGGGCAGUGCAUCCUUCCAAGCACAAAGACCCAUGAUGUCAAGAGGCACUUUGCCCUCUCACAACAAAGCUUCUUUUACUGACGAAGAAGACGAGUUUAUUUUGGAUGUUGUGAGGAAAAAUCCAACCAGACGUACUACUCAUACCCUCUAUGAUGAGAUAUCUCAUUAUGUGCCCAAUCACACAGGAAAUUCCAUUAGACAUAGGUUUAGGGUCUAUCUUUCGAAAAGGUUGGAGUAUGUUUACGAGGUUGACAAAUUUGGUAAAUUGGUUAGAGAUGACGACGGCAAUCUAAUCAAGACUAAGGUUUUGCCACCAUCAAUCAAAAGGAAAUUCUCCGCAGAUGAAGAUUAUACUUUGGCAAUUGCAGUGAAAAAGCAGUUUUAUCGUGAUUUGUUUCAAAUAGACCCUGAUACAGGAAGAUCACUAAUCACAGAUGAAGACACGCCCACCGCUAUUGCAAGAAGGAAUAUGACAAUGGACCCAAAUCACGUUCCAGGAAAUGAACCCAAUUUUGCAGCUUACAGGACACAAAGCCGUAGAGGGCCCAUAGCACGAGAAUUUUUCAAGCAUUUUGCUGAAGAGCACGCGACUCACACUGAGAAUGCUUGGAGAGACAGAUUCAGAAAAUUUUUACUUGCUUAUGGUAUCGAUGAUUAUAUUAGCUAUUAUGAAGCUGAAAAGGCUCAAAAUAGAGAACCUGAGCCAAUGAAGAACUUAACCAAUAGACCCAAGAGGCCAGGCGUGCCCACCCCUGGCAACUAUAACUCUGCAGCCAAAAGAGCAAGGACUUAUGGCACUCAAAGAAAUGCUCAGCCUACAGCCAAUGCUGCUUCCGCCAAUGCUGCUGCCGCUGCCGCUGCCGCUGCUUCCAAUUCUUAUGCUAUACCAGAAAACGAACUACUAGAUGAAGAUACCAUGAAUUUCAUUUCUAGUCUGAAAAACGAUUUAUCUAACAUUUCAAACAGUCUGCCCUUUGAGUAUCCACAUGAAAUUGCAGAGGCAAUUAGAAGUGACUUUUCGAAUGAAGAUAUAUAUGAUAACAUCGAUCCCGAUACAAUAAGCUUCCCACCCAAAAUCGCAACUACCGACCUUUUCUUGCCGUUAUUUUUCCAUUUCGGUAAUACAAGACAGUUCAUGGACAAGCUUCACGAUGUUAUCUCAGGAGAUUAUGAACCUUCGCAGGCUGAAAAGUUAGUACAGGAUCUUUGCGAUGAAACCGGUAUACGUAAAAAUUUCAGCACAAGCAUAUUGACUUGUUUAUCCGGAGACUUGAUGGUCUUUCCCCGUUAUUUCUUAAACAUGUUCAAAGAUAACGUCAAUCCGCCGCCUCAUGUCCCGGGUAUUUGGACGCAUGAAGAUGAUGAAUCACUAAAAUCGAACGAUCAAGAACAAUUAAGAAAACUGGUUAAAAAACAUGGUACUGGCAGAAUGGAAAUGAGGAAAAGAUUUUUUGAGAAGGACCUCUUAUAA
Saccharomyces eubayanus is the source of this 2490-nucleotide messenger RNA. It is a transcript of the gene RAP1, whose product is annotated as DNA-binding transcription factor RAP1. Gene Ontology annotation, biological process: telomere maintenance via telomere lengthening; regulation of DNA-templated transcription. Gene Ontology annotation, cellular component: shelterin complex. The transcript has a single exon. NCBI's taxonomy places the organism in Eukaryota, Fungi, Ascomycota, Saccharomycetes, Saccharomycetales, Saccharomycetaceae. Gene Ontology annotation, molecular function: telomeric repeat DNA binding. The record is from RefSeq and is a predicted model, not a curated record. Bases 1 to 2490 code for a protein of 829 amino acids.